AUGAAGCUUGCCCACGUUCUGCCCAUCCUUAGCCUCGCCGCGCCAAUCGCAUGCAGGCGCAAACCCGAGACCUGGCCUCCCGGCUUACCUGGGGAUGACAUGAAACAUUUGGGUACCGACAAAUAUAUCAGGCCUCCCCCAGGUUGGAAAGCGCCAUCAGAGAAAGAAAAGAAAGCGAGAGAAGAAUGGAUCGCAGUCCACCGAAGCGUCACCGAAGCACUUGAAGAUUUCAUGUUUGAAACGACGCGGCCAAAGGCUCGGGACGAGGAACAGCUUAAUCUCGGGAUGUUGAGCGUGCAAGCGGCCACGGCGAGAGCGGCAGAUGGAAUUCUUACGCUGGAGGGUCCUUAUAUUGCUGAAAAGUGCGAGAAAGCAAUGAUGGCUCUUGAUGCUCCAACGCUCGCCUGUUCAGACGCCCUCGGUAAAGAGGACAAAGAGAGACUGGCAGAAAAUAUACGGGAUCUCAGAUUGAUGUUCACAGUGUAUGACUACAACUUCAGCCAGAGAUGUGUGAAUGAAGAAGUAGGGUCUCCGUCUUUGCCACUACCACUAGUCGAAGAUAUACUAUGGCAUUUUAAGAUGACUGCCGAGCGGUAUGCGGGCAUUGAUGAGUACUGUAGGUCCAAGGGUUUGCAUUCUUCUGAUAUUGAGAGUGGUGAGUAG
Fusarium fujikuroi IMI 58289 is the source of this 663-nucleotide messenger RNA. RefSeq lists its product as uncharacterized. The record is from RefSeq and is a predicted model, not a curated record. The transcript is spliced from 3 exons. Bases 1 to 663 code for a protein of 220 amino acids. NCBI's taxonomy places the organism in Eukaryota, Fungi, Ascomycota, Sordariomycetes, Hypocreales, Nectriaceae.